GAGAGAGAUUUGGACGUGAUCUUGAACCUAUCAUCAUGAAGCCUAAAUUAGAGAGAUGAGAAGACAAUCAUUAUUUAUGAACGAUGAGCUGAACUCUUCAUGGGAUGCAGAAUGAUAUACUACUAAUCUUUCCAUACAUCUGGCUUCUUGCUUGUAAUUGCAAUUUGCAAGCAACCAUCAUGUUGGAAGCCACGAACUUCAGCCGGAAUCAAAGCAUCACUUGUUAGGAGAAACAGAGAGAGCAAAGUGUCAAACAUAGCUCCCUUUUCAGCUUGGCAAGCAUAGAUAUGAUCUUACACAGAUGACAUCAUUCUCUUAGAAUAUGCUCCGCAUGUUAAGUUCAUCGACUGCUGUUCGUCGUCUCUGGAAACAAAGAGCAGAUAUGCAUUCUCAAUCAUCGACUUAGUAGCUUAGAUAUUCUUAUUCAUCGAUGCAAAGACAUGUUUCAAAAAACUAGUAGAAAAUCACUUUUUGAACAUGUUUCAUCCAAAUGCAUUGGAGCAUCCACAGGCAUAACUAUAAACAUCAGUAAAUCAAUAAAUUAGUGAUUGCGCUUAGUUGAAAGAUAAAUUUUUUAGAUAGUUAUUGUACUCCAUAUAACAUUGUUUUGAUAGCUUUGAUUCAUAAUUUUCACCCACCUUUUUUAUUUUUUGAAAUUUUUUUAGUACGCUGAUUUCAAUUCAAUUCGUCCUCUACUAUUUUAGACAAGGUUAAUUAGUUAAAUCAUUUGUAAUUAUAACUGAAUCCUCCAAUUCAAUUCCUGAGACUCUGACGCUAUGAAUUUCGUCAAAUCCAUAAUCUCAGACGAUCACGAAGCUCCCACUUCCGAAUCCGACCCGGAUUCUUCCGGCGGGCCGAGCAAUCCCAACGACGCCGCCGAUGCCUGGAGUUUCGGGGGUUUUAUCAGAUCUGUCUCCAUGCAAUCCGAAUCCGUGAUCGAGUCGUACCGCAAAGAUCUCCAGGAAUUCGGGUCGGGCUUGAAGAAAGAGACCGAAAUUCUCCGGGAUACGGCCAGCCGCGCCGUCAAGGACCUGCCGUCUUCGCUCGACGUGGUGCUGAAAUCCACGGUCAGUAUGAUCAACAAAGAAGCCCUAGGGCUGUCUUCCGACUGCGAGCCCGAGACGCUGGGCGCCUACCGAACCCUCAAUUCGGGCCGGUACAGUCGGUUCGAGGCGCAGCUGAGUGCGAUGCAGAGUGAUUUGAAUACUUUCUGCGUGGAGCCGGAGGAUGCGGCGGAUUACGGGAAGUGGAAGCUAGGGUUUGAAUUGGGCGAUUAUGAGGAUCCGAUCGAGGGCUUGAUUGGGGAAGAUGGGAUUUUGGAGGGUGCUUAUUCGAAGGCCGUUCCUAAUGUUGUUGAUCGGGAAACGUUUUGGUGUAGGUACUUUUACAGAGUGGAGAAGCUCAAGCAGCAAGAGAAAAUGAGGGCGAGUAUCGUGAAGAUGGCGGUUUCCAAUGAUGAUGAGGAGGAAUUGUCGUGGGAUGUCGAUGGUGAUGAUAAUGAUGAUGAUGAUGAUAAUGAUAAUGAUGGUGAUGAUGGUUGUGUAGUUAGUGAUGAGAAGUGCAAAGGCAAAACAGAGGCUGCUGUUGUUGGUGGGGAAAAGGGCAAUGUGAUUGAGUUGAGUAGGAAGAGUGGUGUGGAUGAGAGAGAGGGGAAGAGUGGAACAGUUGAUGAAGAUGAGAAAGUGGGGGUGGAGGAGGUGGUGGUGUCGAAUCAUGAUGAUGUGGGGUGGGAUGAGCUCGGGGACGUUGGUAGUGGCGAUGAGGGGAAAACCUCAGCCGGUGGUGGUGGUGGGAGCCCGAAGAAAGAGGACAUCCGGAAGCGGUUGGCUGUGGAUGACGAUGAUGAUGAUUUGAAUUGGGGUAUUGAGGAUGAUGAUGAGCCCUUGAAAGCUUGAUCUUGAUGCCAGAUAACUGUUUAGCAAUGUAAUUAUGAAUUUGCAGAUGGCUAGUGGAAUUCAGUAAAGGCUUCUUCUGCUUCAAGUAUAUAUCAUUAAACUGAUUAUUGAUAUCAUUAUUUCUCAAUUGUUUGCCUUUCUUUGUGAAUGAAUGUAAUGAACCUGUUGGUUUCCAUUUGUGGUAAAGUUUCACUCUUUUCAGUUCAUGAUCUAUUAAUGGA
This is a messenger RNA of Salvia splendens (bonfire salvia), 2116 nucleotides long. RefSeq names its product BSD domain-containing protein 1. The coding region runs from base 777 to 1895 and encodes 372 amino acids. The record is from RefSeq and is a predicted model, not a curated record. Gene Ontology annotation, cellular component: cytoplasm. The transcript has a single exon. Lineage: Eukaryota; Viridiplantae; Streptophyta; Magnoliopsida; Lamiales; Lamiaceae.